AUGUCAUCAUCUGGGUCUUGUCAACAAUCUGCAUCCAUGGAUGUUUCACAAACUUUUCGAGGAAGAAAUGAUAUAGCAUGGGCACAUGUUAAUAAAGGCGUGGAUGAAAAUAGGAAAAAGAUAUUAACAUGUCUUUACUGUGGCAAGAUAAUCAGAGGUGGAGGAAUUUAUCGAGUUAAAUUGCAUCUAGCAGGUGUAAAGGGAGAAGUCGGAAAGUGCCCUAAAGUUCCUUUUGAUGUUAAAUUCAAGAUUGGAGAAGCACUAAAUGAAAUUGGGGUCAAGAAUAAACAAAAAGUUGAAUUUCGUAAGAAUGCCAACACUUAUGGAGCUAGUGUACAACAAUUUGAGGAUGAUAUGGUAGAUGAAGAUCAAGAGUGUGAAGAGGUUUCUCCAUGUCUAGCUCCAGCUCCAACUCCAGCUCCAACUUCAACUGUAAGCAAUAAAAGAAAAAAAUCUAUUGGGAUAGGUGACUAUUUUGCUUCAAGGACUAAGGCUGGGUGUCAGUCCUUAAUUAAGAGUGUUUUAGCCGGAAAAGAAGCUAAGUGGAGAGUGGACAUGGCUGUUGCAAGGUUAUUUUAUGAUUCUUGCAUCCUAACUAAUGUUAUUAAUUCAAUUUAUUUCCAGCCUAUGGCGGAUGCUACAGCUGCAAUUGGUCCUGAGUAUAAAAUCCCAACUUACCAUAAUUUGCGUGUGAAUUUAUUGAGAGAUGCGAAGAAAGAAGUGCAAUUACUUGUUGAUAGUUACAAGAAAACUUGGGAGAAUGUUGAAUGUACUUUAAUGGCUGAUGGUUGGACAAAUAAUUCACAUAGGUUGCUGAUUAAUUUUCUAGUGUACUGUCCUAAAGGAGUGUGUUUUGUGAAAUCAGUGGAUGCUUCAGAUGUUGUAAAGGAUGCUGCAACAUUGUUUGGCUUGUUUGAGGAAAUAGCUUUAUGGGUUGGACCAAACAAUAUUGUCUAUCUUGUCACUGACAAUGGAGCAAACUAUAAAGCUGCUGGAAGAAUGUUGUUUGAAAAAUAUAGCAGUAUUACUUGGUCUCCUUGUGCAGUACAUUGCAUUAAUUUGAUGUUGAAAGACAUAGCUGAGAUGAGUCAUAUAGUCAACCUUUCGACAUGUGCAUCUAAGGUUACAAAGUUUGUGUAUAAUCAUUCCUUUGUGCUAGCUUUGCUGAGGAAAAAACAGCACAAACAUGACUUGCAAUCUACAGUGACAGAUAGAACUUUUGUGGAGUGCCGAUAUGCAAAAACUAAUAAAGGCAAAGCCUUUAUUUCUAUAGUUCUAGAUAACCAGUUCUGGGAUGACAUUGGUAUAGUUUCCAAAGUUGUGAGUCCAUUGAUGCGUAUGCUCCGGAUUGUAGACUCAAAUGAGAGGCCUUCAAUAGGAUAUGUGUAUGAUAGCAUGUACAGAACGAGGACGAGAAUCAAGAAACUGUUUAAGAACAAGAAAAAUUUGUACAAGCCUUAUACAACAAUUAUCAAGAUGCGUUGGGAUAGGAUGUUGCGCCAUGAUAUUCAUGUAGCAACAUAUUAUUUGAAUCCUGCUUUUAAAUAUGACAAGGAUACUUUUUCCAAAAAACCUGAGAUCAUGUAUGGUUUUCUUGACACUAGUGACAAUAAAGCAAGUGCAUUCAAAAUUAGUAAGACAACGUUACUGGAGGAGAGUAGAUUAUAUCGAGAUCGUCUAAAAAGCUAUUCUCGUGAGCUUGCUCUUCAAACUUGCAAAACUACACGACCAGAUGAAUGGUGGAGGACAUUUGGGUUUAGUACUCCAAAUUUGCAAAAAGAAGGAGCUAUUCCUAUAGAUGGUGGUGAAUCUGGUGAUCACCCUUCUUAUUAUGACUCAACCGAUGCUUCAGAAGAUGAUGUCGCCGAUGUUAAUAAUGAUGACGAUCAUCCAUCAGGUGGUGUAUGA
Molecule: messenger RNA, 1908 nt
Organism: Pistacia vera
Lineage: Eukaryota; Viridiplantae; Streptophyta; Magnoliopsida; Sapindales; Anacardiaceae
Exons: 5
Coding region: 1-1908 (635 amino acids)
Molecular function (GO): DNA binding
Source: RefSeq, a predicted model, not a curated record